Drosophila ananassae is the source of this 3426-nucleotide messenger RNA. RefSeq names its product nardilysin. Gene Ontology annotation, molecular function: metalloendopeptidase activity; metal ion binding. The record is from RefSeq and is a predicted model, not a curated record. Lineage: Eukaryota; Metazoa; Arthropoda; Insecta; Diptera; Drosophilidae. The transcript has a single exon. Gene Ontology annotation, biological process: proteolysis. The coding region runs from base 31 to 3330 and encodes 1099 amino acids.
UUAAAUGAACCGGGGAAUGCUGAUAUUUUCAUGUCAAUAGUUUUAACUUCUAAAUUCUUAAUUUGGGAUUGUAUGAAAUUCGAAAUGUGUUUCAAGCCGCGACUAAAUCUUAGAAGGAUCACAAAACAAGUUCAUAAGUGGUUGUAUCGGCAGCAGUGUGCUACAUUAAAUACUGCAUCAAUUGUAGUGCAUUAUCAUGAUCAACCUGAUAAAUCAGAAGGCGAUAAAAAGCUCUACCGAUCUUUAAGUCUAUCAAAUGGCUUACGAGCUAUGCUUAUAUCUGAUCCAAACAUUGAAGAGAUUCGAACUCGCAGCGAGGAUUCAGAAAAUGGGAAGCUCUCGGUUUCUAGUAAAGAAAGUUUAGGCUUGUCACAGGAACGGUUUCGUGGUAAAUUAGCCGCUUGUGCCGUCCUUGUCACAGUCGGCUCAUUUUGCGAACCUCAUAAUUAUCAGGGUCUAGCGCAUUUUGUUGAGCACAUGAUAUUUAUGGGAUCAGAAAAAUAUCCGGCUGAAAAUCAAUUUGACGCUUUUGUGAGUAAAAGUGGGGGAUUUAGUAAUGCCCAUACGGAAAAUGAGGAGACAUGUUUUUAUUUUGAGGUGGAAGAAGCUCAUCUAGACGAAAGUAUGGAUCUAUUUAUGAAUUUAAUAAAGGCACCGCUGAUGUUAAAAGACACUAUGGCUCGAGAGCGGUCAGCAGUGCAAUCCGAAUUUGAACAGACUUAUAUGAGAGAUGAAGUUCGUAGGGAACAGAUUUUGGCGAGCUUGGCAAGUGAUGAAUAUCCGCACGGAACUUUCAGUUGGGGAAACUUUAAGUCUCUUCAAGAGGGUGUUAAUGAUAAUAUGCUGCAUAAAUCCCUUCAUGAAUUUUGUCAAAAACAUUACGGAUCCAAUCGCAUGAUAGUAUCAAUCCAAGGUCAGCAAUCUUUGGAUGCUCUAGAAGAAAUGCUAAUACGUCAUUGUGCAGACAUACCGAAUAGUCAAGAACAUCAAUUAGAUUUAUCCAAAUAUAGUUAUCAAAAUGCGUUUCGAAAAAAAUUUUUUCAAGAUGUAUUUUUAGUGCAACCAGUAGAAGAUGUGUGCAAGUUGGAAUUAACUUGGGUUCUACCGCCUAUGAAGGAUUAUUAUCGUACUAAACCAGAUACUUUUCUUUCACAGCUGAUUGGUUAUGAAGGUAUCGGAAGCCUAUGCUCAUAUUUACGUAGACGUUUGUGGUGUUUGAGUAUAAUGGCUGGUGUCGGAGGGAGUAGCUUUGAAACUAACUCAAUUUACUCAUUGUUUAAUAUUUGCAUAUACUUAACCGACGAGGGGUUUGAACAUUUAGAUGAGGUAUUGGAAGCUACAUUUUCUUGGAUAAAGCUUAUCAAUAAUAGUGAUAGGUUACAAACUUUCUAUAAUGAACUUAAACAAAUAGCAGAUGUUAAUUUUCGAUUUCAUAUUGAACUACCACCAAUUGAAAAUGUUCAAAAUGUUGUGGAAAGUAUUAAUUAUUUGCCAUCUAAGCAUGUACUUACCGGACCUCAUUUGUAUUUUCAAUAUGAUGAAUUGGAUAUUAAGAUAUUAAAAGAGCAUAUAAACGAAUUUAAAUUUAAUAUCAUGAUUUCUUCACAUAUUCCUUUGGAGAAAUGUGAAUAUGAUCAGAGAGAACAGUGGUUUGGAACUCAGUAUACCACAAUUCCAAUGCCUUCCAAAUGGGUAGCUAUGUGGCAAAAUCCACCCAUUUUAGAAGAACUUUGCUUCCCUCCAGCUAAUCCUUUUAUAACAACUGAUUUCAAAAUUUAUUGGAAAGAAGCAGGGAUGCCUUAUAUUUCUCAACGUCCGAAAGCCCUAAUAAGCAAUGACCAAUGCGAACUGUGGUUCCGACAAGAUGAUAUUUUUCAGCUACCGGAUGGAUAUAUUAAUUUAUAUUUCAUUACUCCUCUUGUUCGCCAAAGUGUAAAGCAAUAUAUGCUUGGCGUACUUUAUACAUACUUGGUAGAAUUUACUAUAGCUGAGGAGUUGUAUCCAGCAUUAGAAGCAGGGUUGACGUAUGGUCUAUAUAUUGGGGAUAAAGGACUGGUACUAAGGGUAAGUGGAUUCAAUGAAAAGCUUCCACUUUUGGUAAAAAUUAUUAUGAAUGUAAUGAGAACUAUAGAAAUAAAAAGGGAUCAAGUAAUAUCAUUCAAGGAACUGAAGAAGCGGCAAAUAUUUAAUGCUCUGAUUAACGGAAAAACGUUAAAUCUUGACUUGCGUCUUAGUGUUUUGGAAAAUCAACGCUUUAAUAUGAUUCAAAAAUAUGAAUCAAUCGAUGAAAUUACCUUGGACGAUUUGAAGGAAUUUAAAGAGAACUUUCAUAAGAAAAUGUAUGUACAAGGCCUCAUACAAGGAAACUUUACGGAUGAACAGGCAAAGGAAGUAAUGAUAAAUGCUCUAUCCAUUUACAACAGCGAAAAGAUUGAAGAUUUAUCUGCUCUAGACAAUUGCCUAUUACAAUUGCCCCUCGGGUCACACUAUUUGAAAGUGAAAGCUUUAAAUAAUGAUGACACUAAUACCAUUGUAACAAACUAUUAUCAAAUAGGACCUAGUAACCUUCUAUUAGAAUGUAUGAUGGAUUUAGUAGAGUUGAUCGUGGAAGAACCAUUUUUUAGUCAGUUGCGUACUCAAGAGCAAUUAGGUUAUAGUCUUGGAAUACAUCAACGUAUUGGGUAUGGAAUUUUGGCGUAUAUUAUUACUAUAAAUACCCAAGAGACAAAGCAUAAAGCAGAUUAUGUUGAAAAUCGAAUUGAAAUUUUUAGAUCCCGAAUUCCAGAGAUUGUGUUUCAAAUGAGUGGGACGGAAUUUGAUAAUAUUUUACAAACAUUAAUAAGUGGCAAAAUGAUGGGUGACACUGGAUUGGAUGAGGAGGUUAUGCGUAAUUGGAGUGAAAUAGUCACAAUGGAAUAUUUCUUUAAUAGAAUGGAAAUGCAAAUACAAACUCUUACCAGUUUAACACAGGACCAAGUUUUAGACUUUCUUUAUGACUAUGACAAAAAAAGCUUCAGAAAACUGUCUGUGCAAGUAGUUGGGCGAAAUACUAUGCCACCACUGUCAUCUUUUCCGGUAAUUUCUAAUAUGCAGAGCUCUAUUGCCCAUCCUGGUAUACAAUCAGGGUCAUUGGAAGAAUUAUUGGGAGAAGUGCAACGUAAUAUAUCCGAUGAGCAGGCUCUACUCGAUCCGAUAAAUACAAAGAUAAAAAUAGAGUUUUUAGGAAAAAGUGAAGAUCCGACAAAUAUCGUGGAUGUUUCGGCUUUUAAAAAAACUCUAAAUGUUUAUCCAUUGCUUAAUACUAAUCCAAAAUUUGGAAAUAACACAUAACUCAUUCAGCAAUAUAUGCAUUCAUUAAUACCAGAAAUAUAUAUGAGCUUUUUAAAGACUUAUAAAUUAAGUAAUAUAUUUGAUACAUUUAAUACA